Messenger RNA from Ostrea edulis (European flat oyster), 1008 nucleotides. RefSeq names its product sporozoite surface protein 2-like. The record is from RefSeq and is a predicted model, not a curated record. NCBI's taxonomy places the organism in Eukaryota, Metazoa, Mollusca, Bivalvia, Ostreida, Ostreidae. Bases 1 to 1008 code for a protein of 335 amino acids. The transcript is spliced from 3 exons.
AUGUCGGAUGUGGAGAGGUUUCAAGUCAUCGGGUCGGAUAUACUUGGAAAGCAGACAUGGGCAGUUCAUAUUUUUGUUCAUGAGGAAAAAUCAAAGGCUAUCAACCCCACACACCAAUAUCAGCCUAUCAACCCCAGACACCAAUAUCAGAAUAUUAACCCCAAACUCCAAUAUCAGCCUAUCAACCCCAGACACCAAUAUCAGCCUAUCAACCUCAAACACCAAUAUCAGAAUAUCAACCCCAGACACCAAUAUCAGCUUAUCAACCCCAGACACCAAUAUCAGCCUAUCAACCCCAUACACCAAUAUCAGCCUAUCAACCCCACACACCAGUAUCAGAAUAUCAACACCAGACAUCAAUAUCAGCUUAUCAACCCCAGACACCAAUAUCAGCCUAUCAACCCCAGACACCAAUAUCAGAAUAUCAACCCCAAACACCUAUACCAGCCUAUCAACCCCACACACCAAUAUCAGAAUAUCAACCCCAUACACCAAUAUCAGCCUAUCAACCCCACACACCAGUAUCAGAAUAUCAACACCAGACAUCAAUAUCAGCUUAUCAACCCCAGACACCAAUAUCAGCCUAUCAACCCCAGACACCAAUAUCAGAAUAUCAACCCCAGACACCUAUACCAGCCUAUCAACCCCAGACACCAAUAUCAGCCUAUCAACCCCACACACCAAUAUCAGCGUUUCAACUCCACACACCAAUAUCAGCCUAUCAAACCUAGACACCAAUAUCAGAAUAUCAACCCCAGACACCAAUAUCAGAAUAUCAACCCCAGACACCAAUAUCAGAAUAUCAACACCAGACAUCAAUAUCAGCCUAUCAACCCCAGACACCAAUAUCAGCCUAUCAACCCCACACACGAAUAUCAUCCUAUCAACCCCACACACCAAUAUCAGCCUAUCAACUCCAGACAUCAAUAUCAGCCUAUCAACCCUAGACACCAAUAUCAGCCUAUCAACCCCACACACCAAUAUCAAUAUAUCAACCCCAGACAUUAA